This is a messenger RNA of Gallus gallus (chicken), 785 nucleotides long. RefSeq lists its product as uncharacterized. The transcript has 5 exons. Lineage: Eukaryota; Metazoa; Chordata; Aves; Galliformes; Phasianidae. The coding region runs from base 1 to 444 and encodes 147 amino acids. The record is from RefSeq and is a predicted model, not a curated record.
AUGGGCCAGCAGAAGAACCGGGCCCGCUCAGGGCUGUGGACGCUGCACUGCGCGGCACUACACUUCCCAGCAGCCCCCGCGCGCCCGUUUUCUCGCUCCCUCUCUCGCGAGACUUGGCGGCGAGGUGGGCGCGCACAGCCCGCGCUUCCUGUCCCCGUGACGACAUGGCGGCAGUGCGGGUGGCGGUGGCACCAUGUGGUCCACCAAGGGGAAAAAUACCCUUUACACUCACCUUCCCAGGAGGCUGAGUCUUUCACUGGGCUGGCAGUAGGUCUGUAUCAGCAGCACAAAGGAGGAAAACAUCGUGCAGAACCCUGGGCUUAUAUCGUCCCCCAGAGACAGCUUUGGCGAGAAGGCAGCUGUGAAGUUGGACCUCAAAGUGAAGAUCAGUUCUGUUCACUGAUGGGCUGGACCAGCAGACUUGACGACAGCAUACUUCCGUAGGAAAUAAAGGUUGGUAUAAAGAAAGGGAGGGGAUGUUACUACAGCCAGCGGAGUGGCAGCUUUGUCAAUACAGAUAGGUUCCAAAAAGCAGUCACAAGGAAAAGCACGUGGGGCUUUGGGCUUCCAAGGAGCAGGGGAAAAAAAAACAGAGUGUACUUUUGGUCUUAUAAGGGAGAAAUGUGUCCUCUUGACUCAAUAAUGCACAUCAUUGGGAGCUUUUCAGCUGAUGGUUGCUUCUUCUCUGGCCUUCUUUUCCACAGGACCUGAUCUGCAGCUGGCUGGAGGAAGGAGCAAGUGGUUCCUGCAGUCUGCUGCUUCAGAAUAAAACGAAUCAUUGAAAA